Molecule: messenger RNA, 738 nt
Organism: Pseudonaja textilis
Lineage: Eukaryota; Metazoa; Chordata; Lepidosauria; Squamata; Elapidae
Source: RefSeq, a predicted model, not a curated record
AGUUCGGUGUGGCUGCGUGUUUGUGUUUGCAAAAGGCUAAGAACUUGACUUCUCAGCGCUUGCCCAAGCCUUUCCAAGCUGUUCCCACCAGAUCCUCUCGUAAUUGUGGUUUAAUCAUCCUGGCGAAUGUGCAGCAAUUUUGCAACUAGUCGGAGCGCUGCAAGGGCUUUGAUCUUGGGCUGCGGAGGAAGUGCCAGGCGGGUUUGGCACGAUGACUUGUCAUACGGGGCUUUAGCAGCGUGGCAAAAGUUGAUUGUUCUCAAGUUGCCUUUCCCCUUCCCCCUCCACUUCUGGGAUAUCUGAGCUGGCUUCUCUUCCCUGGGUGUUCCUUUUCUUCUCCCACUUGCUGCGGAAGGGAUCAGUCUACCAUGGCCGGUGACAAACUUCCACACAAAGUGAUGGAUCCCAAGAAACUUGCCAGCCUUUUGAAGAGUGGGACCGAAGGAAUGUUGGUCAUUGACAGCCGCUCCUUUGUGGAGUACAACUCCUGGCAUGUUCUCAACUCUGUCAACAUCUGCUGUUCCAAGUUGGUCAAAAGAAGGCUUCAGCAAGACAAGGUGUCCAUCACAGAGCUCAUCCAGCCAGCCUCCAGUAUAAAGGUGGAGGCAGAGAAACAUCAAGAUGUUGUGGUCUAUGAUCAGAGCACAAGGGACAUAAAUGGGCUGGCAACCGACAGUUUCCUGUCCAUUCUUCUGGGCAAGCUGGAUAGUUGCUUCCACAGUGUCUCCAUCCUCACAG